This is a messenger RNA of Colletotrichum godetiae, 1785 nucleotides long. RefSeq lists its product as uncharacterized. The record is from RefSeq and is a predicted model, not a curated record. Bases 311 to 1591 code for a protein of 426 amino acids. The transcript has 4 exons. Lineage: Eukaryota; Fungi; Ascomycota; Sordariomycetes; Glomerellales; Glomerellaceae.
AGCAGUCGGCAGAAACACCAGACUCACGCAUACGGCACACCCCAAACCCCCUUCCCUUCCACAAUUCUACCCCUUCUAACGCUCCACUGCGCUCCAUCAUCUCACCCUCACCCCUGGAAAACGCAACCUUGGCCGCCUCGCUAGCGAGCUCUGGGAACCGCCCGCCCACUCUUCCCCUUGCUGACCCGCGAUAAGGCACGCAAUAGCUCCAUCAAUCGACCUUGUUCGCCGAGACCAGGUCCGCGCCCACUGAACCCGCCAGCUUGCGAGACAGAUCAAUUAAAAGUAGCACCCUCCCCAGUCGCCCGUCAUGGCUGAACACCAUCCACUUCCCGCGUUGCCUCCUCAGCACCAGCAACAGAAUCACCACUAUCACCAACAAGCCUCCGACUCAUACGACAACGAACAGGCUCAGUUCCCGCCUUAUCAGCAGCAAUACGACCAUCCCCAGCCCGUUCAACCCCCUCCCAACGCCCAGCAGCAGUCCCAAUCCCAAUCUCACCCCCAGAUUCAACAACCUCGUAGAGGCUCCAAGUCCCGGCCGAGAACCUUCAGUUUCCAGUCCAAUAAAUCCCACAAGAGUUCCGGGAGUCACCCUAAGAUCGACCUCCACGAGACACCCGAAGAGAAGGAAGCAAAGAGACUACACAGUAAAGCCGAUCCCACUGUCGCCAUGAGUGAGGCCGAACCUUCUGCCGUUCAGGCAAUGACCAAGACUUCCUUGGCUCCUCUGCGCGCCAUCCAGCACAAAGAUACGACCGGUGCCCCAAUUGCCGAACCCGACCGAUCCAAUCCCACACGUAGCCGUUGGGAACGACCCCUUGAUACCAUUCGCAGUUUCGAGGCCGCUAUUGACGGAGGCUACCGCGACCGGGACAGACGACAGUCUUACAUUCGCUCAGAUACAGAGUCGGUCGCAACGUGGAACAGACGCAGCAGCUACUAUGCCACCAGUGGAGGUCGCCACCCUCACGAUAGCUACUACAACGGUCGCCCGGGCUCGUUCCGUCCGGAGAGCGGUCAGAUCGAGAUGGGGUCCAACCGACAGAGUUACUACGAUCAGUACCAGAAUGGCGGAGGACACUAUAAUGGCGGUAACAACAUUCCUUAUCGACAGAGAGUUCCCAGGACGCAAACCGAUCCCCACAUGAACGGCUACGCACGCGGCGAUCAGAACAUCUAUCCCCUUCCCAACAAGGACCGCUCAUAUGAGACUGUCACAUCAGCGGCCGCAAGUGGAAGCUCAGGAGAGCAUGCCGGCUACCAUACCGACCCGACUAGCAGCGACAACAGCUCCAUCGAGCGUGGCGGCCCGGCCCGCAGGCCCGAACCCACCAACGACUACGGCAUUGGCUUCAAUCAGGACCAAGGACCUGCUCUAAGGCUCGACAAUGGCGCGCCGAAUGGAAAGGGGCAUGCCUAUCAAGCUGUGAACAAUGGAGCUCAGGCACCUCAGCAACAGAGCGCGAACGUCCUUCGGAGACCCGUGGGCGCCUCACCACCGCAACAGCAGCAACAGGCGCAGCCUAGACCCGCUGAGCCAGCCAAGAGGAAAAGCUGGUUUUCUAAGCGUUUUAGCAAAUCAUCUUGAAGAACAAAAGGCAUGAGAUAUGAGCUGGUUUUCGUUUUAACUUUGUCGAUACCCCCCAUUUUCUUAGAUUCUGGAUGUGUUAUGGCAUUCUCGGGCAGAGAUCGGGUUUUGCCUGAUAUUUAGCUAGUCUGGAGUUGCCAGCGCAUCCUUAUCCCCCCGAUGAGACGGCUUUUCCUACUUUGAGGAGGGCCGGU